AUGGAAGAAAGUUUCGAGAAGGAAGAAGAAGAAGACUCAGGAAAUGAAGUAGAUCUUUUGAAAACACACAUUGAAUCUAAGGAGAUAAGAAGUGUGGCAUCGCAAACGAUGGAAACAGAUGAAAGAAAAGAGGGGAAGAAGAGGAGGAGAAGAAAUAGGAAGAACAAAAGUGUAACGCCAUUACAGGUUGACAGCAAUAUUGAACAAGAAGAAAAAGAAGAAGUAUUAGAAAUAUUAGAGGGGUAUCCUUCCAUUGCACCAGUACAAUCAAUUUGGCAUAGCGAUGAUGAGCGACGCAAAAAAUUAGCAUUUCUAUUCUCUAAACAGUUAAUAAGCAACCAACAUGUUGCGCCCCCAUAUGGUCAAAGAUGUGGUUGGGUUCUCAAAAGUGUAACAGAUUUUGGAGAUAGAGGCGCUUUUCUAGAAAUUCAUGCAAAGAAUUGGGCUGCAGUCAAUGAACAAAUUGUUUUGUUGUCAAAAAGGAGGUCACAGUUAAAGCAAGCUGUUGCCAAGAUGGUUCAAGAAUGCUGCACCUAUGUAAAUAAAACUUCAGAUAAGGAGACUAAAGUAACACUUAUAGGCACAUUAAGGAAGGUUACUGAAUGCAAAAUUUAUGUAGGAGUUGAAAGAGUUCGUCUGACUCACAAAUUAGCCAAAAUCUAUGAAGAUGCUGAUGAUAUACAACAAACUGCUGAUAUUAUUUAA
Molecule: messenger RNA, 705 nt
Organism: Diabrotica balteata
Lineage: Eukaryota; Metazoa; Arthropoda; Insecta; Coleoptera; Chrysomelidae
Source: the annotation of a GenBank genome assembly